This is a messenger RNA of Colletotrichum spaethianum, 264 nucleotides long. RefSeq lists its product as uncharacterized. The transcript has a single exon. The record is from RefSeq and is a predicted model, not a curated record. Bases 1 to 264 code for a protein of 87 amino acids. Lineage: Eukaryota; Fungi; Ascomycota; Sordariomycetes; Glomerellales; Glomerellaceae.
AUGACCCCUGGCCGCCCCGGAACCCCCUCCGGCAUGCGCGGCAGCUGCCAAACUUACAUCUGCCGUGACCCGCUCCUACAGCUCGCGUCCUGGAAUGGCGAGAUCGUCGGGAUCGACGUCGGCCCCGUGUGGCCGGGAGCCGACGUCGAAUCCGUAUCCGGUCCGACGGGGUCCCACAUGGCGGAACCCCGCGUUGGUCCGUGUGCCGGCGCCGGGAACCACGACUUGCCUAUUCGGGAUGUCCGGGGUGGGGAGACUGGUUGA